AAAAUUAUGAAAAAAAAUUGCCUCUUGAAAAAAAUAAAAAAUAAAAAAUUAUUUAUUCAUUUAUUCGGUGAAUUUUUUUUUUUGUUAACUUCAAAUGAAAAAAAAAUAAUCACUGACGUGGCCAAGCAGAGAGAGAGAGAGAGAAAGAAGGAGGUCAGGUUUUUAUUGGAUUCUGUGUACGUCUGCUUUGUGCUCUUUAGCCAGCCUUCCGCUCCUCACCUCACCGGACCUAUCCCUCUGUCACUGUCUGCGACAUCUCUCCGUCGUCCGCCCCCGACCGACAGAAAGCUCCCUCUCUGGUAGACAACAGCAGCGCUGCUGCUGCUCCUAAACGUCCCUUCGCUGCUUCCCCUCGACGCUACUCCCAAACACAUCCUUCCUUUCUCGCCUGCUAUUAAAUGGCAUCAUAAAUAUUUCGCACAGUUGCCGUUGCCGGCAGCAAGUACCGCCUCCCCUCGCUUCUCUUCCGUCUGCUUACUCAGAGCUUUCUGCUGUUGCUAUCUUCCUCCCCAUUCACACUACCUUCGCCCAUAUUUUGCACCUCUCACUGUUUUGUCAUCAUUUCUCCUCGAACACUGUCACACCAUUGCGAUAAAAAAGCUACUUCUUUCCAUCUCAGCCUGUACGACUGCUCCCGUCUUCAAGCGAAACAGGGGCUCUUUUAGCUCCCCCUGCUUCAAGACCCAUCCCAUUUCCCGUCCUCUCAUUUCAGCCGGAACCGAAAGAGAGCAGAGCUCCUCCGGUUGCCAUUCGGCGGAAGCAACAGCGGCGGCGAAGGAGAUGAUCUCCGCCGCUGACCUUUACCACGUGCUGGUGGCCGUGGUGCCACUGUACGUGGCCAUGAUCCUGGCCUACGCUUCCGUGAAGUGGUGGUGCAUCUUCACCCCAGACCAGUGCUCCGGCAUCAACCGCUUCGUGGCCCUCUUUGCUGUCCCCCUCCUCUCCUUCCAUUUCAUCUCCACUAACAACCCGUAUGCCAUGAACUACCGCUUCAUCGCCGCAGAUACGCUGCAGAAGCUCAUCGUGCUCGUCGUGCUUACUGUGUGGACCAAGGUCUGCUCCCGUGGCUGUCUCGAGUGGACCAUCACCCUCUUCUCCCUCUCCACACUCCCAAACACCCUCGUCAUGGGCAUCCCCCUCCUCAAGGGCAUGUACGGCCCCGACUCCGGCAGCCUCAUGGUGCAGAUCGUCGUGCUCCAGUGCAUCAUAUGGUACACCCUCAUGCUCUUCCUCUUCGAGUACAGGGGUGCCAGGCUCCUUAUCAUGGAUCAGUUCCCGGACACCGCCGGUUCCAUCAUCUCGUUCCGGGUGGACUCCGACAUCAUCUCCCUCGAUGGCAAGGAGACGCUCCAGACGGACGCGGAGGUCGGCGACGACGGAAAGCUCCACGUCACGGUGCGUAAGUCGACGAGCUCCCGUUCCGAGAUCUGCUCCAGGAGGUCACACGGGCUCAACUCCGGCGGCAUCUCGAUAACGCCGCGCCCCUCCAACUUGUCCAACGCAGAGAUUUACUCCCUGCAGUCAUCAAGGAACCCGACGCCCCGGGGCUCCAGCUUCAACCACGCCGAUUUCUAUUCCAUGGUGAGGAAUGCCAACGGAACUGCCAGCGUCAGCCCGAGGCACUCCAACUCCGGGACCAUGGUGUUCGACGAGGAAAGCGACCUGAGGGCGAGUGGCAUCGCAGCGCCUUGCGGCUAUCCAGCCCCGCCCGCCACCGGAAUAUUCUCGCCGGUCAUGGCGACGAAGAAGGCACGUGCGGCCGAGGGUGGAAAAGACCUGCACAUGUUUGUAUGGAGUUCGAGCGCGUCACCCGUGUCGGAAGGUGGGAUGCAUGUGUUCAGAGACACAGAUUUCGCUAACGAGAAUGGUGGGGCAACUCACGCAGCCGAUCACCAUCACAGAGAGGCCCAUCACGAUGCUUACGAUGUGUACGCCAGAGAUGGCUUCAGCUUCAGGAACAGACCCUUCCAUGGAAUUGAAACGACGCAGAGUGAUGGUCCAAGCCUCUCCAAACUAGGUUCCAGCUCUACCGCCGAGCUUCACCCCAAAGCUGGUGCUGCAGGAAACCCAAAGCCUAAUUCAAUGCCUCCUGCAAGUGUGAUGAGCAGACUUAUACUGAGCAUGGUCUGGCGGAAGCUGAUCAGAAACCCAAACACCUAUUCCAGCCUUCUUGGUGUCAUCUGGUCUCUUGUCUCUUACAGGUUUAUUUAUGGCCUUACAGCCGAGAAUUAUAGCUUGUGGCAAUUCUGUAGCUGCAUUUGCUAUGGCUGUCAGAUUCGUCACUGGUCCUGCUGUCAUGGCUGCAGCUUCCAUUGCGGUAGGCCUGCGUGGAGUGCUGCUACAUGUUGCUAUCGUGCAGGCAGCUCUUCCACAAGGAAUUGUUCCAUUUGUCUUUGCAAAAGAAUACAAUGUGUAUCCUGAUAUUUUAAGCACAGCGGUUAUCUUUGGGAUGCUAAUUGCUCUACCCAUCACCUUGGUGUACUAUAUCUUGCUCGGACUUUGAAGCUCAGCCAUCUAUUAUAAUCAUCAUCGUUCUGACUGAAAUAGUUAGGUUUUGGCAGAUAAUAUAUAUAUAUAUAUAUAUAUCAAUCAUGGCAAGUAGAUUAGAGCACUGUUCGGAAACUAGUGUUAGAUAGAUACUAAACACCUCGGUCUUCUUCAUAUCCUUGUAAUGUUAGUUGAAAGACUUCGCUUUUGAAGAAGAAUCUAUCGGAAUUGCAUUCUAGCACUGUGAUA
Musa acuminata AAA Group (dessert banana) is the source of this 2736-nucleotide messenger RNA. Its product is annotated as probable auxin efflux carrier component 1b. The transcript has 5 exons. Gene Ontology annotation, cellular component: membrane. Gene Ontology annotation, biological process: transmembrane transport. The coding region runs from base 781 to 2421 and encodes 546 amino acids. The record is from RefSeq and is a predicted model, not a curated record. Lineage: Eukaryota; Viridiplantae; Streptophyta; Magnoliopsida; Zingiberales; Musaceae.